AAUGAAUGAAAAUAAUUCAAAUAAUUACCAACAACCUCAACAUGAACAAGAGCCAAAAGAAUUAAUAUGGCCACCUAAUGGUUAUGUAUUUGAACAAGAAUCUUUAUUGCCAGCUUAUUGCAAACCCAAAAUUUGUCCAUUAAAAUCAGUUACUUUGGAAAAAUUGGAAAAAAUGCAAGAGGAGGCAAAUCGUCGUAUGAGGGAAUUGGAGGAGAAGGAGAGAAAAGAAAAUGGAGAAAAUGAUGAGGGAAAUAAUGUUUGUUGGAUUUUUUUUGAAAAUUAA
Molecule: messenger RNA, 283 nt
Organism: Meloidogyne enterolobii
Lineage: Eukaryota; Metazoa; Nematoda; Chromadorea; Rhabditida; Meloidogynidae
Source: the annotation of a GenBank genome assembly